AAGCGUCGCGGGUCCGGCCACCGGCUCGUCCUCCUCCUCCGGCGCCGGCUGCGGCUGAUCCGGCGCAGGAGCCGACAGGGCCGCGCGCUGAAGGUAAAAGCCCACGCCUUUAGGAAGAAACAUGAGGUUCUCUUGGAGACUGUUCAAAAGGAAGAUGGAGGGGGCUGCCUAAAAGAGAUUAAAAGCUGCAGACCGCAAGCCUGGGGCCAGAGGGCUGGCAGUGGAAAACCCUGCUGGGUUGUGACCUCUCCCUGAAAAGUUCUAGGUGCCUUUUUGCUUCCUGCAAAAAAAAGGAAGAGAAGGAGAAGACCAUGUCCAUAGCCUUGAAGCAAGUGUUCAACAAGGACAAGACCUUCCGGCCCAAGAGGAAAUUUGAACCUGGCACGCAGAGAUUUGAGCUCCACAAACGGGCUCAGGCGUCCCUCAACUCCGGCGUGGAUCUGAAGGCAGCUGUGCAGCUGCCCAGUGGGGAGGACCAGAACGACUGGGUGGCGGUGCACGUGGUGGACUUCUUCAAUCGGAUCAAUCUCAUCUAUGGCACCAUCUGCGAGUUCUGCACUGAGCAGACCUGCCCUGUAAUGUCGGGGGGCCCCAAAUAUGAAUAUCGGUGGCAGGAUGACCUCAAGUACAAGAAGCCAACUGCCCUCCCAGCUCCUCAGUACAUGAACCUUCUUAUGGAUUGGAUUGAGGUCCAGAUCAACAAUGAGGACAUAUUUCCAACCUGUGUGGGUGUUCCCUUCCCCAAGAACUUCCUUCAGAUCUGCAAGAAGAUCCUGUGCCGCCUUUUCCGUGUCUUCGUCCACGUCUACAUCCACCACUUCGACCGCGUCAUCGUGAUGGGUGCGGAGGCCCACGUCAACACCUGCUACAAACACUUCUACUACUUCGUCACGGAGAUGAACCUCAUCGACCGCAAGGAGCUGGAGCCGUUGAAAGAGAUGACGAGCAGAAUGUGUCACUAACGCCCCGGCCUUGCCUUCGGAAGACAGAGGAAAGCUCUUUCCUCCGGGAGUCCCAAGCAGGGAGCCGUCCCUGGCUGAAAUGGCACGCCUACUUCCAGGAGCCCGAGAGGUGAAGACGAGCCAUGAUUCCUGAGAGACGAUCCCCACUCACCCCGUGUGCUCUUAACCCUCUGAGUGCUGCUAGCCACGACCGGUGGACCUGUCCAACCACAGCGUGCAAGAAGGACUGCCCCUUGCCCCUUCUGGCUCUGAGUUGCCCCCAGAAAGCCUCUGCACUUAACAGGCACGUCGCAGCUCUGCUGGGACCUGCCGCCUAAGCUUUACUGGAAUUCAGGUUUUGAGACUGAGACACUCACUUGUACUUUCCCACUCUGUCUUGUCAGCUGGCCGACUUUUCUGUAACGUGGUUUCUAAGUACCGGGGGGAUUUUGGAACUCUGGAGGAGCAGCGAGUUUUUCUAUAACAAACCUUCCUUUCCAAAGCUCCUUCCCUGAUCUGAUUCAGUGGUUUACCUUUGCACAGGACCCGGAGCCAGGAGCGAUCUGAGACCCACCCCACAGCCUCAACACAGUUUCCCACUCCAUGACCCCAAUCAAACCUUAACGACAGGGGGGAGACCGGUCGCUAGCAGAAAGCUGACGCAUUACCAGUUAACUCUGAACAGAAUGUGCUUUUUACAACCACACCAUUCCUUGUCUUUUCUAGUCAAGGUAUUUCCUUCCUGUUUCCCAGAAGAGAGGACGAAAAGGAAGUUGUAAAUGACCAGGAACGAUCCGCAGAAGCCCUGAGCCAGACAGAUUCGUGCAGCGUUUGUUCUUGACCAAAGGGGAGGGAGUUGUGGCUGUCUCCACAAAAUAUGAAAAUUUCAGUGAAAAAAAAAAAAACAACAGAAGUGCAAUUGCUUAUUUGGUGCGCUUAACUCAGACAGCUGGUUCAUUGGCUCGUAGCCUCCCCAGCUGGCCUUCUGAGCGCCUACAUCCAGGUCCAGCCUGUGUUUUCUUUCCUUUCCUACACGUCCCCCACUCUCCCUCGGCUGGAUUGUGUUGGGUCACAAAAUUAAUUUCUGCCCGUAGGAUUGUGCCACCGUUGCCAAGGGAACAGUGGCCCUGGAGCUAACUUCCUUCUUCCGUUCCUUCCCAGUUUUCCCAUUCCAGCCAACAGAAGAGCACAGUCUGUGCCACAUCCUGCCUUUUGAAACCCAAGUGAGUCUUCGCUGAAGAAACGUGGCCUUCUCUGCUUCAUUCGCAAACCUGGUGGAGGUCCCGAGAGCCUGUCGCGAGGGGGUCAUGAUACUCCCAGGGAAACUUCGAAUUUGACAAAACAGCAGUUGGUGGAGGGAAGUAGACAAGAAUGUAUUCGUGUACUUUAAUGUAAUACCGAUUAAAACGUCCCUAAACAACUCCGAUUUCGCUUCAUUAUAUGUCAUGUGUUAAAGCCGUUCGUGGCCGCCACAGGAGCCUAGAAAGUGUGAAAUUUUUCCUUGUCCAAAGAAAGGGCUGACUGUCGGGGCACCGUGGCACCCUGCCCCGACCCAGCAAAGCAAACUUCGCUUCCCGCCUUGUCCAAGUCGUCUCACGGAAUCCAAGUGCUGCUACCUCUUCCCAUCUUGUUGUGCUCUGGUCAACAUCCAACAUACCCUCUCCCCUUUUUUUGCUUCCUAAGUAACUCUGAGAGAAUAAGAUAAACUAGGAUUCUUCUCAGGCUCAUUUUUGGCUGAAAAAACGCCUGACCGUCCUAAGGAUCCAGAGAACAAAGAAACAAGACGCCCUCUUCCCAGCCUAUGCAACACGCAGUCAGUACUGCGUGGGGAUGUCGAACGGAGGGACAGAGAGAUGACAGGGUGGAGCCCAUGCCCUAGGAGGAACUCCGAAGUUCUGCCGCCAUGGAAAACCACAGGAUUUUUGCAUUUAAAAGUUGACCAUGUUCCUGCGUUUCAGUGAUGUCUGAUCAAGCAGGUUGCUGGACUCUGAAGACAUUCGUUAUUAAUUCUUUUUACGGUUCUUUUCUAUUGACUGUUUGUGCAUAUGAAAUUGCCAUUCAAUUUAAAAGACCAAAUAUUUUUAAGCUUCUUGGCACAAUUUCCUCCUGGUUAUAUUUCUAAUUGCAUUCAUCAGCUCUUCUAGGAUAAGUUCUGGCAAACCACUCUUAUUUUUUAAUUAGAGUAUUCCUAGUCCUGCAGAACUUUGUUUGGCAAAUUCUAAAGAGAAUCAUUACAGGUAAUUUUCAUCUCUUUGACCUGAUGACAUCCUAAGUACAUCUCAUUGCAAAGGGGGGAGCUGAGCCCCUGGCAGUGGCCUGGUCCCCUUCGGCUUUCUGGGUCUGAGCCUGACCUGCUUCCUCCUCCUCACCUGAUGAGCUCUCCCUCAUUUCCCACUACUUUUUUUUAGCUGGGUAACACAUGGAUUCACUUAAAAAAAAAAAAAAAAGACAUUUCAAAGUGGAAAUUUCAAAAAGAUUACAAUGAACAUCCAUGUCCCCUUCACGUCCAUGCAUCAAUUGUUAAGAUUUUUAAAAUUCUUGACUUUUUCCAUAUAUUUUCUCUUUUUCUCUGUAACUAUACAUUCUUAUUGCUGAACCAUUUCAAAGUAUGUUGCAGACAUCAUAAAACUUUAAAAUACUUUGUCACUUGCCCCCAAAAUAUUUAUAGCUUUUUAUUGUUGUUUAUCCAGGAUCCAGUUAGGAAUCACAUGUGGCAUUUGUUGUCAUUCUUUUUAGUUAAUGGGUUAGAGUUCUUCUGUUAGGUAUGUAUGGGUGUGGUGUGGUGGUGCUGGGUGGUGAUGCUGUGCGUGUGUGCGUGCGUGCGUGUGCGUGUGUGUGUGUGUGUGUGUGUGUGUGUGAUGACACUGGCAUUAUUAAGGAUUUCAGGCUGGUUUUCUGUAGAAUGUUCCACGAUCUGGAUUUUUUUUUUUUCCUGGUGGUCUCCUCUUUAUUAGACUCAGUUAAACAUAUUUUUUAAGGAAAAAUACUACAUGAGUGAUAUGUCCUUCCUACUGCAUUUGUCGGGAAGUAUAUAAUGUCAUCUCUUUUCAUGAUAUGAAGCUAGGCCACUGAGUUCAGGUGUUGUCGACCUGACCCAUUCAUCAUAAAGGUAAAAAAUUCAUUAGGAAGCUCUUAAAUUCAGCACGGACGCAUUUUAUAGAUGUUGAGGCUAUGCAAAUGUGCAUUCUUUUCUUAAUAUUCUCAAAGAGGCCCAGGUUCUCCAAAAGAUUAUAAUCAUUGCAGUUAAAUGAUACAGCAAUGAUAGAGGAUUCAUAACUUCCCACUUAACAGAGGAAAGGGGAAGGAAGAAGUACUGGCUAAGGAGAAUUUGUAUGGGCCCUGUAGCCAGAGUUGAAUAUAAUUUUUUUCUCCCAUUCUCAGUGAUUUCCAGUUCAGACCCAUGGUUUAUUUCAGAGAGUGUGUAUUUUCAUUGAAGGUGAUUGCUCAAGGGUACAAAAAUUGGUUUUUUUGCGGGGGGGGGGGGAUUGACGCAGGGAGGCAUCUUAGAUAAAACAGGGGGGUGUGGUCCUUCAAAGGCCAAUAGUAGGUAUAAAGUGUCUAUGUGUAUUAAAAUUUCAUGAGGAUGAUUAAGAGUUAAAUUUCCUAAAAGGUUCCUUAGGAGGAUGAUAAUGAAAAACAAAACCAGGUACGUUUGAGAAAUACUCAUUUAGAGUCAGAUUCUGCUGCUUCGGUGUUAAUUCUCUCUUCCUGGGGUGUUUCCUCAUUUCUGACGUCUAGGAUGAGUGGAGGCAACUUCUGGAGAUUUCUUAAUCCAUUCCUUCUGCCUUCCCAAACUGUAUCAGUAACAUUCCUGGGGAAAACCUCCCUCUCCUGUCCUCGGCCUCGGGCAUAGACAUCCCACAGAACACUUCACAGCAUCUGUAAUCCUUCCAUUUAACCUGAGCCAGAUCUUUGGGUUUCAGCACACCUUUCCUAGGGUCUCACAUUAAGAAAGAUCCAAGGAUUAUCUAGGAUAUGAAGCAUAAUAAAUGAGAGCCUUAUUUGCAUAUCCAUUAAGUAUCUGAAGACUGUUAGCAAAUGGCCUUCAGCCUCCUUUCCCUUCUGCUCUCCAAGGGCAGAAUUUGGAAGCCUUGUUGCCCAGUGGCUAACAUCUCCACCUCCAUUUGAACUAGACUUUCCAUGUCCCUGUGGAUUAUGGAUGCAACCAACAGUGGUUGUACCUACCACAUGCUUUCUCCAAACUGUCAUGUCUUUGCUAAGUCCCAACUUGUUUUUUAGACUUUUAAAAUUUUCUUUUCUAUUAGUCCACAUUAAAUCUAUGUCUAUAUUAUAUUCAACCAUUUUGUUUUAUCUUCCUGAGUUGCCUUCGUAUCUACCAUUAACAGGCCUCAUCAGAUUGCGCUAUUUUGUUUUAAUCCCUUCUUGGCAAAGCGUUAAGAAACUUGGAUGGAGAGUGCCUCUCAUCUUUUCAUGGUGAUGAAGGCCGAGUCCUUAUCUGGUCCUUAAUGGAAGCACAUCAUUCCCUGUGGUCACCGACUCUCCAUCACUUCCACACCCCGUGGGUAUCACACUGUGAGUCUAAGAAAUAUCAUGGGACAAGUAGAGCCAUGACUUCCAGAAAUGUCUACAAAGGCAAAAUCACAAGGGCUCAGAUGUGUUACUUAGGUAAUACCGUCAUCAUUUGUGUUUGGAUCAUUUUGGUCCUUGAAAAAAAUAGGUGAUUCUCCUAGAAUUAGCCAAACAAAGUGUUUUGGAAAUAGACAGUUUCUUUCCUGCUUUAGAAAGUAUGUCAACAACCAAAAACUUAGAACAGGUUGUUUCCCUCUGGGCGGUUAUCAAUUCUGGGUAGGAAAUUUUUGAUGAAUAAAUAAGGAUUUUUGUAACUUUUAGAGGGGAGAGUCCAUUUCUAAUCUGACAUUUAAGCUGUGUUACUAGCUGUUAGUGUUCUAAUUUCAAGGUUUUCCUGUAUCUUUCCUAAUUGCAUCAGAAAAAAGAAUGUUUAGUAUAUUUUAGUUCCAUUUGUGAUUAAAUUAAGGGUUUCACUCUAAGAACAAACUAACACAAUUACGUCAAUUAGAAAAACAAGAGGAAAUGAAAGGAUAUUUAUGAAAUCAAUUCAUGUGAGCUUGGGAAUCCCAAUGUCACAAAUAAAAGACACAUAACCAUCA
Molecule: messenger RNA, 6070 nt
Organism: Mustela erminea (ermine)
Lineage: Eukaryota; Metazoa; Chordata; Mammalia; Carnivora; Mustelidae
Gene: MOB3B
Product: MOB kinase activator 3B
Exons: 4
Coding region: 312-962 (216 amino acids)
Biological process (GO): positive regulation of protein phosphorylation; signal transduction
Cellular component (GO): nucleus; cytoplasm
Molecular function (GO): protein kinase activator activity
Source: RefSeq, a predicted model, not a curated record